Suillus fuscotomentosus is the source of this 3958-nucleotide messenger RNA. RefSeq names its product phosphatidylserine decarboxylase-domain-containing protein. Gene Ontology annotation, biological process: phospholipid biosynthetic process. Lineage: Eukaryota; Fungi; Basidiomycota; Agaricomycetes; Boletales; Suillaceae. Gene Ontology annotation, molecular function: phosphatidylserine decarboxylase activity; calcium ion binding. The coding region runs from base 353 to 3808 and encodes 1151 amino acids. The transcript is spliced from 13 exons. The record is from RefSeq and is a predicted model, not a curated record.
UGGCACCUGAUUAUCACGCUUAACUUGAAGCUGCUUAAACCCUUUGGGCCUGCUGGCUUCUCGCGUUAACAUUUCUUUCAUCUCCAUUUAUUCCAAUUUUCUGACUGUGACUUGUCGCUUAGUUCGACUUGGAACACAUUGGAAACAUCCACCAGCGCUGUUUAGCGUGGCUGUCCAACAGCGCUGGCACCUAGGAGAGGAAUUUCUCGUAACUGACAGCUUCUAGCUGUGCCACAGGAGGUCCUCGGGCCUCUAUAUUAACCCUGAACUGCUCCGAGUUUCAAGUUCAGGUCGUCCUCUUCAGCUGGUCCGACGUCGUCGUUGGACUCGUCAAUACUAGCACUGUCUCAAUAUGGCACCGGCCGUGCCCAAGAAAGCCCAAAAACUUGGGCGUGCCCUCAAAUCCGCAGCCCGCUUUCCGGGCCGUGAACAACCAGUCGUCUUUCUUCGCGUUCAAAUCAUUGGCUGUCUGAGCCUCGCUAGGGCUCGAAAUGGCUCACAGGCAAAGGAGGGCGACCUCAAUCCUUUGGUCGUUGUCUCCCUCCUCAACAAUCGACACCAUACUCCUGUCCUCAAACGCACUCCUAAUCCGGUCUAUGCUGCUAAAGAUGCAACCUUCGACUUUCCUAUCUAUCUAUCUCUUGCUGAUAGGCUGGGGUCCGUCGAACUAGUCGUCUGGGACAAGGAUACCUUGAAGUUGAAGAAGGAAUACGUCGGAGAAGUCGCACUCACCCUCGAGUCCUGGUUUCGGGACGGCGAUGGCGACGGCAACAAUAGUCUAUGUUUCGCAGCUGAAACUAAUCGGCCACACUCUGUAAAUCUAGUUUCGACACGUGCGAAUACGCACGCAUCUGGAAUGGCAGUAGUCAAACUCGGUUUCGUUGCACCCCCUGGUGUACAGUCCCCAAUGGCUUUUGAGCGAGUCUUUGCUGAACUCGUAAAGCGAUCCCGCCCGAGUCUCGUUUCUGCCCCUCCAACAGAAGGCAUCGGCACUCUACCAUCUCAUUUGACAGGCCCAGCAUAUGAAGAUGAUGGUGGAAUCAGUUCCGAUGAAGAAGACCAAGAUGAUGACGAUGUUGUAGAGGAAGGAGAAGAAGAAGACGAAGGCCUCGUCCUCCACCUCUCCAACCUUUACCUCUCUCCAUCUCUCCUACCAGAUCAGACUCGCGAGCACCGAGAACCCGAGAUAGCAUGUCCCAUACCGUCCGAGGAACAGGAGCCUGAGACUGCGCGUCCGUUACCUCCUGUUCCGACCACUACGCCUAUCACAAUUGCGCCUGCUAUGUCCAGCACCACGCCUUCUUCGAAAAGCAGACUCCCAAAACUUUUCCCUCGCCGUCCCAAUCUCCUCACUUCACCAUCCUACGACACGCCUCCCUCGGGUCGCUUGCAUCGACGGUCUAUGAGUGCGGGUGCUAUUACUCCUCUCCCAUCUCCCGUAUCUCCAGGUCCUUCUAGUGCCGUCUAUCCGACACAGAAAAAGAUAUUCCGAAAAUCUUGGGCAAGCAAAAAGGUGGACUACAACUUUACUGCCUCAAACUCGAACGACAUAGUCGGGAUCGUGAUGCUUGAGAUACAAGGCGCGGCUGAUUUGCCUAAGCUGAAGAACAUGACCCGCACCGGCUUUGACAUGGACCCCUUCGUAGUGAUCUCUUUCUCCAAAAAGAUCUUUCGUACACGUAUCAUCCGGCACUCUCUAAACCCCACCUGGGAUGAGAAACUCCUCUUCCACGUACGUCGAUACGAGACGUCAUUCAAGGUCCAAAUGACAGUCCUGGACUGGGAUAAACUAUCGAGCAAUGACCAUGUGGGCGAUGCAUGGUUGGACGUCGGCGAACUAGUCAGAGACGCGCCACAGCCCGAUCCGCGGACAGGAUUGUAUGCAGAUGUGUGCGGGGAGAACAACGCGGAAGGAAAUGGAGAAGGAAAGGAUGUGAAGCAGUUUUGUUUGCCCCUGACGACGGCGAAAGAGAUGGCUUGGGAGGCGAAGCAUAAUCCCACUAUUUCCUUCCGUGCAAAGUUCCAGCCCUAUGCCGAGCUUCGUCAGCGGUUCUGGGCACAGUAUCUGAAGCAGUACGAUACGGAUGAUACUGGUGCCAUAUCGCACGUGGAGCUCACAUCUAUGCUUGAUUCUCUCGGCUCUACACUCUCUGCACAGACUAUAGACUCCUUCUUUACUCGCUAUCGCAAACGACCCGCAGAAGACGAAUUAACCUUUGAAGAAUCAAUUCAAUGUCUAGAACGAGAGCUCGUACGACCAGCAUGCGAGAAGAAGAGGAUCGACACAAUAGACACCUUCAUGGACAGAGAUAGUAGUGCAUCUGCAUCAGAAUCUAUCACGCCUGGAGAAGAACUUGGAUUAAACCUAGCGUUUGGACGGCCGUUCUUGGGCGGCCUGGAUUUCUCAGGUCCGCCCUUGAGCGCAAUAUUUGCGGAUGAGUCACCUACGGAUGUGGAAAAGUCGUUUGUGACGGAGUCGAGUGAUAGGCCGUUAUUGAGCGUUGGUGUCCCGGAACAUUCGCCUGCGGCAUCGACGUCUGAUGGGUCUAGAUCCAAUAACGCGAGGCAGGACUCCACCUCGUCGUCUGACCCCGACGAUGUAACUUCAGCGCAAGUGUCUUCCUCAGACACCUUUGAGCGGGUUAUCAAUAUCAAGAAUUGCCCGUUGUGCCAUCGACCACGAUUGAACUCGAAAGCGGAGAUGGACAUCAUCACGCACCUGGCUAUAUGCGCUAGUCAGGAUUGGGCGAAGGUGGAUAGGAUUGUGGUGGGGAAUUUUGUGACUGCGAGUCAGGCGCAGAGGAAGUGGUAUACGAAGGUUAUUUCGAAGGUGUCGAAUGGGAAUUAUAGGAUUGGAGCUAACUCGGCGAACAUUAUCGUACAGAAUCGUAUGACGGGGCAGUUGCAGGAAGAGAAGAUGCAAGUGUAUGUUCGGCUUGGCAUCCGGUUAUUGUAUAAGGGUGCCAGAGGAAGGAUGGAAGGUGCACGAGCUCGUCGCCUUCUCAAGUCGUUAUCCAUCAAACAAGGUGCCAAAUACGACUCACCAGAAUCUGCUCGCGAUAUCCCAAGUUUCAUCGAGUUCCAUAAGCUUCAAGUCAAUGAGAUCUUAGAGCCGAUCAGUUCUUUCAAAACCUUUAACGAUUUCUUUUACCGUAAACUCAAACCCUCAGCCAGACCCACCGAAAGCCCAGACGACCCCCGCCGCCUUGUCAGUGCCGCCGACUGUCGCCUCAUGGUAUUCGAAACUGUUUCCGAAGCUACAAAGCUUUGGAUCAAAGGCCGCGAGUUCAGUAUUGCGAGAUUACUGGGCGAUGUGUACCGCGAUGAGGCAGAGAGAUACGUAGGUGGGCCUCUGGCGAUUUUCAGACUCGCACCUCAGGAUUAUCAUCGGUUCCAUGUUCCUGUGGAUGGGAGGAUUGGGGAGAUGAGGGAUGUGAAGGGGGAGUAUUAUACUGUGAACCCUCAAGCGAUUCGGAGCGCAUUAGAUGUCUAUGGAGAAAACGUGAGGAAGAUCGUACCUAUUGAUAGUCCACAGUUUGGACGAGUCAUGGUGGUUUGUGUUGGUGCGAUGAUGGUGGGGAGUAUCAAGAUAACUGUUAAAGAAGGGGAGGAUGUCAAGCGCGGUCAAGAGCUUGGAUAUUUUGCUUUUGGGGGCUCGACGAUUGUCGUUUUAUUCGAACGGGGAACAGUAGAAUGGGAUGAGGAUCUGGUAAUUAAUGGGAGAGCGUGUUUGGAGACGUUGGUCAGGGUGGGGAUGGGGAUUGGAACUUGCAGGCGGAAUGGCUCAAGUCACAGUGGUAGGGCAUGACCUUGUGUGGUCGCAUCGCAUGGGGGGCAGAUCAAGAAUUGCGGAGAUAUUAGUGUACACGAUCAUUGACUUAUAGUUGGUUAUAUAUCUACAGUAUUGACCAGGAAUUGUUUAAAUUUGUGGAGCAAUGUUAAUUGAUUUGGAUGUUUA